UGAACCAUGUCUGUGGCCAAUUCGCCUCCAUCGUCGUUGUCGUUCUCCUCGAUGUGCCACGUGAAUGCCACGGUGUGCUCGGGCGCGUCGUGCCUGGUGCCGCCCAGCAACUUCAACGCGGUGCUGAGCGUGGUCAUGAGCGUGGUGCUGACCACCAUGCUGGCCAUGGUCAUGUUCGCUAUGGGCUGCACCGUGGAAGUGGGCAAGCUGUGGCAGCACCUGCGCCGCCCCUGGGGCAUCGCCAUCGGCUUCCUGUGCCAGUUCGGCAUCAUGCCCUUCACCGCCUUCGCCCUCUCGCUGGCCUUCAACGUCAUGCCCGUCCAGGCCGUGGUCAUCAUCAUCAUGGGCUGCUGCCCCGGCGGAUCCAGCUCCAACAUCAUCGCCUACUGGCUGGACGGAGACAUGGACCUCAGUAUCAGCAUGACUGCGUGCUCGUCCAUCUUGGCUCUGGGGAUGAUGCCGCUGUGUCUGCUCAUCUACACGUCCAUCUGGGUGUCAACAGACACCAUCCAGAUCCCCUAUGACAGCAUCGGCAUCACGUUGGUGGCUCUACUGGUUCCUGUGGCUCUGGGCAUCUAUGUGAAAUACCGCUGGCCCAAGCAGGCCAAGAGAAUCCUCAAGGUGGGCUCCAUCCUGGGCUUUGCUCUGAUCAUCAUCAUCGCGGUGGUGGGCGGCGUGCUGUACCAGUCCUCCUGGACCAUCUCCCCCUCCCUCUGGAUCAUCGGCGCCAUCUACCCCUUCGUCGGCUUCGGCCUUGGCUUCUUCAUGGCACGCUUCGUUGGGCAGCCCUGGCAUAGGUGCCGCACCAUCGCCCUGGAGACGGGCUUCCAGAACUCCCAGCUGUGCAGCACCAUUGUCCAGCUGUCCUUCCCGCCGGAGGACCUGGAGGUCAUGUUCGCAUUCCCCCUCAUCUACAGCAUCUUCCAGCUGGGAGCUGCACUCAUGGCAGUGGCAGGUUAUCGUCUGUAUAAGAGGUGUAAGGGCGGCUCGGCGGAGGAGGACACUGAGAGGGCGGAUGCGGUGGGGGAGAAGCAGGAGUACGCCAUGGACAACCCCGCCCUCGACUGUGAUGAGAACGGCAACAAGGGAGGCAAGAACAAGUUCACCCAGCUCUGAGAACGACCCGGACUACACACACACACACACACACACACACACACACACACUCACACACACACACGCUCACCUGACCUAAAUGAACACCAGUAGCCAUAUAU
This is a messenger RNA of Alosa alosa (allis shad), 1217 nucleotides long. RefSeq names its product solute carrier family 10 member 2 (gene slc10a2). The coding region runs from base 7 to 1116 and encodes 369 amino acids. The transcript has 6 exons. NCBI's taxonomy places the organism in Eukaryota, Metazoa, Chordata, Actinopteri, Clupeiformes, Clupeidae. Gene Ontology annotation, molecular function: bile acid:sodium symporter activity. Gene Ontology annotation, biological process: bile acid and bile salt transport. Gene Ontology annotation, cellular component: apical plasma membrane. The record is from RefSeq and is a predicted model, not a curated record.